Molecule: messenger RNA, 2700 nt
Organism: Rana temporaria (common frog)
Lineage: Eukaryota; Metazoa; Chordata; Amphibia; Anura; Ranidae
Gene: FBXO43
Product: F-box protein 43
Exons: 5
Coding region: 23-2200 (725 amino acids)
Biological process (GO): negative regulation of meiotic nuclear division; regulation of mitotic nuclear division
Cellular component (GO): nucleus
Molecular function (GO): zinc ion binding
Source: RefSeq, a predicted model, not a curated record
UGAAGGUCUACCAAUAAAAGUCAUGUGGACAGGUCAUGUGUCCCAGAAAUCAAACAAAUGUGAACUUAUCAGCCAACCUAUCCUUGGUGGCCAGCAUUGCCUUGCCUUGAGAAACAAAAAUCCACUGGGCUUUCCGGAGAAGUCUUCAGGUGAACCAGUCUCUAUGGAUAUACAGGCUUACAGAAGAAAGAAACAGGACAUGGCCUACAAAAGAGCUGUUUUUGACAGUCCUGCUGCAAACCAUGUUGGUUCUGCACAGGGCGCAAAGAAAGAUGUUGGUUACAGAGAGUCUCGGAGAUAUAUAUCUCAAGACAGCGGAUACAAUGAAUCCCUCAAGGACUUAAGUCCUGAAUGCUGUGAAAGCUGCACUGACUCUUCAGGAACGAAUACUCCCACUAAUGAGAAUUCUGAAAACCUAGAUCCAACUUUGCUGUGCUCUCCUAUACGAAAUGAAGCAAUCUGGGAAUGUGAAACUGGGACAGUUGCUAAAAGGCAAAACCAAAUCUAUGAAACCCCACGUGGUGUUAAAAAAGACUUUUCACUACGACGUAGGCUACUUGUAGCCAAAGCUACAUCUGGUGGAAACCUUGACUUUGAAACCUCAUCAGAAUGUUCGGUGGCAACCUCCAGAAGCAAGAAACCUCAACACUUUGCUAGAUUUGAGACAAGACUUUCUAAUAGUUUGGAUUCUCCUAGAGAAACCAUUUACAAACCCUUAGCUACAAGCACUUUAAAAGCCGAACCUGAUGUUGGCACCUCCUGUAAAAACUGGAGGAUGUCUUUUGCUCAGCAGAGGUCUUCCACCCUAGAUGAUUCUAAAUGUAGCCCUGAUCCUUUCUCAGAGGUAGACGGCCUGUCUCCAGUUAAACACACAUCAGAUUCUCCUAAUGACAGCAUUUUGAGUAUAAGUGAAGAGAACACCACCCUAGAGAUGCCAGCUACUCCAAUCUGCAAUUUAAUUUCUCAUGCCAAAGAGGAUUUUCAAACUCCUGUUAGCGAUCUUGCAGCAAAUUUUAAUUUUUCUUUAUGUACACCCACUGCAGCACAAGUGAGUGACUUGGAAAACUCCCUAAAUGAGGAUAGUGCCUUUCACUCACUCAGCUUUGAUAAAUCACAGGACUCUUUAACUGAUCAUGAAGGCUCUUUCCAGGAGCUAAUUCAAAAACCUAAGGAGACCCCAAAAUCUGCUCCUAACAAAAGUCACCUCCGAAAAUUGGAUAGAUGUAGAAGACUAUCCACUUUGCGGGAGCGAGGCUCACAGUCUGAUGUUGAGGAAGAUUAUAGUGAAACACAUAUACUAAGUUCAACAUACAAAUCAAAAGUAGCAAGAGAAUCUGUGGAUGAGGAAGAUGAACUAAGCUUUGUAGGCUGCCAAACCAAUUCUGUUUUAAAGAUUGAAGAUUUAACGGGUACACCGGCCCUGCGAGUUGUUCGUGAGAUGUUUUCAAGAAGUACCCGAAAGAGGGCUCAGCAGACCACCGUGCAGGAUCUCCUGGGCAGUUUGGAUGUUUCGUUGGCAUCAGAAGAAGUACUUUCAAGACUCAUCGGCAGGAAAAUGGGUCUAGAAAAAGUAGACAUUUUAAAUGAGUUGAAGUUCCGAAACUUGAACCACAUAUUAACUUUUAUCUUUAAAGUCUUGGAUGUUGAAAGCAUCUUCAGUAUUUGGAAAGUAAGCAAGGCAUGGCGGGAAAUGAUUGUUCAAGACAAGGAUGCAAAUCAAAGAAGAAAAGCAUUUCAGAAAAAGAUGAGAGCUGAAAUAGAGCAAGGGUGGAUGAUUUCUCCUGAAGAUGCAGCUACCAGAUUACAAGCUUUAAACCGUUCUGCUCUGAAAUCCAUUCAAGCUCAAGCUAGGCUGAUCUGCCAUACACCUAAUUCGUUUGAUGUUUCUUUGACGCCAAAAGAGACUACCUCUGUUCCCCUGUCUGCAAGAAAACAGCAGGAAUAUAUUAAGAUUGCCAAAACUUUGUUCACGGAUGAAGCUUUAAAACCUUGCCCGCAGUGCCAGUACCCAGCUAAAUAUCAGCCUCUAAAGAAGCGAGGCAAGUGCAGUAGGAAGGACUGUGGCUUUGACUUCUGUAUUCUAUGCUUGUGCCAGUUUCAUGGCUCAAAAGAAUGUGGCACGGGGUCAGGAAAGAGAAUCCACAAAAAGGAUAUUCUCCCUGGAAGUGCACAGAGUAAGCGCAAUUUAAAAAGGCUUUGAAUUUAUUUUUUUCAAAUUUCAUACCCUUUUUUUUAUUUUAUCAGUGUUUUUAAUUUUUAUAUUUAGUAGCGUAUCUUGCAGCAUUUGCUGUUUUUAUACACUGAUGUGACUUAUAGUUCACAACUUCGCUAUACCUUGCACACACCGCCAGAUGGGGCAAUCUUAUUGUGAUACAAAUAAUGUAUUGCAGCUGUAGCACUUCUUGCCUCUAUUUUGCAUCUAAAUAUAUACUGGUUCUGGAACAGUAUUUAGAGCCACCUUGCUCUGUGUAUUAGCAAAUUCGUUUAAACUGGCGUAUUUCUCUAAUUUAUUUUAUUUAUUCUUGUUACAUUUCCUACUGUGUAGACACUAUUUUAAAUAAAAUGUUUUAGCAACAGUUUUAACUUUAUUUACCAAUUUAUACUUGAAAUGCUGUGUGCCCUGUAGUUUAGUGUCUAAAUAUGUACUUGUUUUUUUGCUGUACAGUUCAUACUGUUGUACAUAAAAACUUAAUUUUCCAA